Molecule: messenger RNA, 1752 nt
Organism: Cyprinodon tularosa
Lineage: Eukaryota; Metazoa; Chordata; Actinopteri; Cyprinodontiformes; Cyprinodontidae
Gene: mmp11a
Product: matrix metallopeptidase 11a
Exons: 8
Coding region: 158-1603 (481 amino acids)
Biological process (GO): proteolysis; collagen catabolic process; extracellular matrix organization
Cellular component (GO): extracellular matrix
Molecular function (GO): metalloendopeptidase activity; zinc ion binding
Source: RefSeq, a predicted model, not a curated record
AAAAAAAACCCUAUGGGGAACAAAGAAAUCAGAGUAUAUUUAAGGGGAAGUCUCCCUGGAUCCUGGAGCCGUGUGGCUGUUGGAUCUGACUGCACACCUCACCUCUGCCUGCUUGUGCACCUCCAUCCAUCACGGCUCCUGACGGACGGCGCUGAGGAUGCGGACUUCUCUGGUCGUGUGCUUGUGGGUGUUUGCGCUACAGUGUUUGCAAAGCAUGCUUGGCGCUCCAGUGCGCGGAGCCGGCAGGUACAAAGCGGCACCGGCCUCUGAGAAGUCCCCGGCCCUGAAGAAGAGAGGAAAGGCUCCUCACCCCCAGGACUUGGUAAAGGAGGCGAUUUCAUCAACUAAUGCUUCGAAUACUUGGAACCGUCCUCGCUGUGGCGUACCGGACUUCCCCAGCCAGAAGGAUGUACAGUACCGAGGGCGACAUCGCCAGAGACGCUUCGUGCUACAUGGAGGCCGUUUUGAUAAGAAGGACCUUACCUACAAGAUUGUACGUUUCCCCUGGCAAAUGGACGAGGAGAAGGUGCGGCGUGUGUUUCGGGAGGCGGUGAAGAUCUGGAGUGAUGUCACACCUCUCACCUUCACCGAGGUCCGCAGAGGGAUGGCGGAUAUCCGGAUCGACUUUUCCAGCUACUGGCACGGAGACAGCCUCCCGUUUGACGGUCCGGGUGGGAUUCUAGCGCAUGCUUUCUUCCCAAAAACACAUCGACAGGGCGACAUUCACUUUGACUACGACGAGACCUGGACCCUGGGGAAUCACAUGGGUACAGACCUUCUGCAGGUCGCCGCUCAUGAGUUUGGGCAUGUACUGGGCCUGCAGCAUUCGCGUAAACCAAAAAGCAUAAUGUCCGCUUACUAUUCCUUCUCCUACCCGCUGAGGCUGAGCGAGGACGACAAGCAAGGCAUCCAGUACCUGUACGGAGCUAAAACACAGGUCCUACCCCCACCGCCAACCCCGGCUCCACGGGCUCGGCCUACCAACACAGAGACCAACGACCUUAAUCCCGACGCCUGCCAGACAGACUUUGACGCCGUCUCGAUGAUCCGAGGGGAGCUGUUCUUUUUUAAGUCGGGCUACGUGUGGAGAAUCAGGGACCCCGGAGGAUCUGGGCGCCUGGAGAGUGGUUACCCAGCGCUGGCCUCCCGACACUGGAAGGGGAUCCCCAGCAAGAUUGACGCCGCCUUUGAGGACAAAUCGGGAAACAUUUGGUUCUUCCAAGGAGAUAACUACUGGGUGUUUGACGCUGAGAUGCACAUCAGGGGGCCUGAGUCCAUCAGAAAUUUAGGGUUGUCCGUACCCAGCAUCCAGGCCGCACUUCGCUGGGGUCACGACCCCAACUACAACACCUACUUCUUCAGGUCCGGUAGCUACUGGAGGUUUAGUCCCCGGGAGAACCGGGUUGAGUCCCCGCACCCACGCAGCAUGCAGUACUGGAGAGGUAUACCCAAGGACGUGGAUGCUGCCUUCAGGGACAUACACGGCUUUGCCCAUUUCAUCCGAGGACGUCAGUACUGGAAGUUUGAUCCUGUCGGCAUGAACUCGUUGGAGGGAUACCCUCGCUACAUCGGCGUGGACUUCUUCGGAUGCAGGAACGAGUGAGUCUGGUGAAGAAUUACGUAUCCCGAUUCUCUUGAUAACGAAGAGGAAUCAUUGGAAUAAAAACUGCAGACUCAAGAGGACAAGAUGAUCUUUACACCUGUUCAUGCUCCACCGCACUUAGUGACACUCAGAUACAUUUGCGCCUUUUU